Molecule: messenger RNA, 1980 nt
Organism: Pteronotus mesoamericanus
Lineage: Eukaryota; Metazoa; Chordata; Mammalia; Chiroptera; Mormoopidae
Gene: SH2B3
Product: SH2B adaptor protein 3
Exons: 7
Coding region: 59-1768 (569 amino acids)
Biological process (GO): intracellular signal transduction
Cellular component (GO): plasma membrane
Molecular function (GO): transmembrane receptor protein tyrosine kinase adaptor activity
Source: RefSeq, a predicted model, not a curated record
UCCUUGUUGCCUGUCCCCACCUGUCUUUCAGCCUGGCCGCGCCACCUCGGUCUCCGCCAUGAACGGGCCCGCCCUGCAGCCCUCCGCGGCCUCCUCCACGCCCUCCGCCUCCUCGUCCACGAGCGCAGCCCCGGCCCCACGCGGCUGGAGCGAGUUCUGCGAGCUGCACGCGGUGGCCACGGCCCGGGAGCUGGCCCGGCAGUACUGGCUCUUCGUCCGCGAGCACCCGCAGCACGCGCCGCUGCGCGCCGAGCUCGUGUCGCUGCAGUUCACUGACCUCUUCCAGCUCUACUUCUGCCGCGAGGUGCGCCAGGGCCGGGCGCCCGGGCCUCCGGCUCGCGACUACCGGGAAGCGGGCCGCGGGCCCCCGGCCAAGGCCGAGGCCCCCCGAGCCGAGGCGGGCCCGGCGGGCCCGGCUGCCCCGGCCCUGCCCAAGGCCCGCAGCUCGGAGGAGCUGGCCCCACCGCGGCCGUCCACGCCCUUUGCCCUCCAGCACCUGCGCCACAGCCUCCGCCACAUCAUCCGCCGCCGCUCGGCCGGGGAGGUGCCGGCAGCUGGCACCGCGGGGGAGGCCCGGCCCAAGGCCGGACUGGCCAGGAAGCUCCUGCCCUGGAGCCUGGCCCGGGAGCCGCCGCCCGAGGCCCUCAAGGAGGCGACACUGCGCUACAGCCUGGCCGACGAGGCCUCCAUGGACAGCGGGCCGCGCUGGCAGCGGGGGCGGCUGGCGCUGCGGCGCGCCCGGGGUCCGGAGGGCGGCGCGGACCGCGUGCUGGAGCUCUUCGACCCGCCCAAGAGCUCGAAGCCCGCGCUGCAUGCGGCCUGCUCCAGUGUCCAGGAGGUCCGGCGCUGCACACGCCUUGAGAUGCCCGACAACCUCUACACCUUCGUGCUGAAGGUGAAGGACAGGACAGACAUCAUCUUUGAAGUGGGAGACGAGCAGCAGCUGACUUCCUGGAUGGCUGAGCUCCGGGAGUGCACAGGCCAAGGGCUGGAGAGCACAGACCCAGAGGUGCGCCUUCCCUCGGUGCCUGCGCCUGGCACGUCCAGCUCUCCAAGGGGAAGCACCGAGUCCCUGAACCAAGCAGGGGCUUCUCCUGGGGGGUUGCUGGACCCAGCCUGCCAGAAAACAGAUCACUUCCUGUCCUGCUACCCCUGGUUCCACGGCCCCAUCUCCCGCGUGAAGGCGGCUCAGCUGGUUCAGCUGCAGGGCCCUGACGCUCACGGAGUGUUCCUGGUACGGCAGAGUGAGACACGGCGCGGGGAGUACGUGCUCACGUUCAACUUCCAGGGCAUAGCCAAGCACCUGCGCCUGUCGCUGACCGAGCGGGGCCAGUGCCGAGUGCAGCACCUCCACUUCCCCUCGGUCAUGGACAUGCUCCACCACUUCCAGCGCUCGCCCAUCCCACUCGAGUGCGGAGCCGCCUGCGACGUCCGGCUGUCCAGCUACGUGGUAGUUGUCUCCCAGCCGCCAGGUUCCUCCAACACUGUCCUGUUCCCUUUCUCCCUCUCUCGCUGGGACUCAGAGCUGGGCCUCCCCCACCUUAGCCCUUCUGGCUGUCCGCGGGGGCCUGGCCCGGAGGGCCUGCCAGGCCGCUCCUCUCCCCCAGAGCAGAUCUUCCACCUGGUGCCUUCGCCAGAGGAACUGGCCAGCAGCCUGCGGCACCUGGAGCCUGAGCCCGCCAGCCGAGCCCGGGACUCAGACUACGACAUGGACUCCUCCUCCCGGAGCCACCUGCGGGCCAUAGACAAUCAGUACACGCCCCUCUGACAGGCGGUGGGGCCCACCCCCCAGGCGCCCAGAGGGGCACCCACAGCACACAGAGACAGGACUUGUGAAUGUAACUUCCCUUCCUUCCAGAGUCAAGGGACACUGUUAACUGCUCCUUCCAGUUUGGGUGUGACCCUUCUAUUAGGCCUGUUAAAGGGCCCCCUCUAAGUUUCAACUUGGCUUUCUCCUUAUUGUUUACAGAUACAGGUCUU